CCCUCCUCCCCUCUCGACUCACGCGUUCUUCCCUCCCUUCCCACUCCCGCCCUCAGUGGUCUGCUGGCUGGGUUACGCAGGAGCAGCCGCUUGCAGCCGCAGCAGUUCGCAGAAGGGUUUGCAAAAGCGCUUUCAGAUCAGUGCAUCCCGGGGAAGCCGCGGCCGCACUUUUCCCUGAGGAAGUGGGGGGAGCAGGAGGACCUGGCCCAGAACCAAGCGCCAGACCAGGGAGCGGGUAGGAGGGGACAAGGGAGAACCGCGGGCCAGGGCAGAGCAGAGAGCCGGGGCCAGGUGGAGGAGGAGCAGGAGGCGAUAAAAGAGGAGGGGGGCCAGCCUGGACGAGGGCGGAAAGUCAGGCAAACGUUGCUCCCCCACUUCUGGGCAGCCUCCCCACCUCUGAGGGAGGGACCGCUCCCUACGGCUAAAGCGGGCUGGGAAGGUGGGUGAUCUCCUCUCCCUUCUGCCAUGGUUCAUCGGGGUCGGAAAUAGUUCGAGGCAGUUUCGGGAGCGGUCCCAAGCUGGGAGCGGAGCCGGUGUUGUGAGGCGGCGGCGGCGGCGGCGCUGGAGCCCGGGGACCAUGUCGGCUGGCAGCCUGGACUUCGCUGCGGUGGAAAGUUUCCUGGACCGGCACCCGGAGCUGGUGGAGAAGUGGCUGAAGAGGAGGAAGUCGCUCGCCGCAGCGCCUGCGGGCACCGGCAGCGCCGGCGGCGGCCCUGAAGCCCGGCGAAGCAGCGGCAGCCCCAGUCUGGGCCCCGCCAGCAGCUGGGCCAGCAGUGGCCCCGGGGAGGCCAGCGCGGCGGGCGGGCUGCAGCGAAGGGCCUCCCAGAAGGAGCUGAGGCAGAGCUUCGCCAGGUCCAAGGCCAUCCACGUCAACCUGACCUACGACGAGCACGUGCACGCCCGAGCCCAGGAGCCCCUCAGCAGCAUGCGGAGAAGGGCCCUGCUCAGGAAAGCCAGCUCCUUGCCCCCGACCACGGCGCACAUCCUCAGCGCCCUGCUGGAGUCCCGGGUCAGCCUGCCCCAGUACCCGCCCACCGCCCUGGACUACAAGCGCCACCUCAAGGAGCACAACGAGCGCCAGUUCUUCCUGGAGCUGGUCAAGGACAUCUCCAACGACCUGGACCUCACCAGCCUCAGCUACAAGAUCCUCAUCUUCGUCUGCCUCAUGGUGGAGGCCGACCGGAGCUCGCUCUUCCUGGUGGAGGCAGCUGCGUCGGGCAAGAAGAGCCUGGUGUCCAAGUUCUUCGACGUGCACGCGGGCACCCCACUCCUGCCCUGCUGCAGCACCGAGAACUCCAACGAGGUGCAGGUGCCCUGGGGCAAGGGCAUCAUCGGCUAUGUGGCAGAGCACGGGGAGACAGUCAACAUCCCAGACGCUUACCAGGAUCGUCGCUUUAAUGAUGAGAUUGACAAACUGACUGGUUACAAGACAAAGUCAUUGUUGUGCAUGCCCAUAAGAAACAACGACGGAGAGAUUAUUGGUGUUGCCCAAGCAAUAAAUAAAACUCCUGGAGGUGCUCCUUUUACCGAUGACGAUGAAAAAGUGAUGCAGAUGUACCUCCCAUUUUGUGGAAUUGCCAUAUCUAACGCUCAGCUAUUUGCUGCUUCAAGGAAGGAAUAUGACAGAAGCAGAGCUUUGCUGGAGGUAGUUAAUGACCUCUUUGAGGAACAGACGGACUUAGAGAAAAUUGUUAAGAAAAUCAUGCGUCGAGCCCAGACUCUGUUGAAGUGUGAACGAUGUUCAGUGUUACUCCUGGAAGACAUUGAAUCACCAGUGGUGAAGUUUACAAAAUCCUUUGAGUUGCUGUCUCCAAAAUGGAGUGCUGAUGCUGAGAACAGUUUCAAAGACAGUAUGGAGAAAUCAUCAUCUUAUUCUGACUGGCUAAUAAAUAAUAGCAUUGCUGAGCUAGUAGCUUCCACGGGUCUUCCAGUGAACAUCAGUGAUGCAUAUCAGGAUCCUCGCUUUGAUGCUGAAGCUGACCAGUUUUCUGGCUUUCACAUAAGGUCUGUUCUUUGUGUUCCUAUAUGGAAUAGCAACCACCAAAUAAUUGGGGUAGCUCAAGUGUUGAACAGGCUUGAUGGGAAACCUUUUGAUGAUGCUGAUCAGCGAUUAUUUGAGGCUUUUGUUAUUUUUUGUGGCCUGGGCAUCAACAACACAAUAAUGUAUGACCAAGUGAAGAAAUCUUGGGCAAAGCAAUCUGUGGCUCUUGAUGUGCUGUCCUACCAUGCAACAUGUUCAAAGGCAGAAGUUGACAAAUUUAAGGGAGCAAGCAUACCACUGGUGUCAGAGCUUGGCAUUGACAAUAUCCAUUUUGAUGACUUUUCACUCGAUGUGGAUGCCAUGAUUACUGCAGCCCUCCGGAUGUUCAUGGAGCUUGGAAUGGUUCAGAAAUUUAAAAUUGACUAUGAGACACUGUGUAGGUGGCUUUUGACAGUGAGGAAGAAUUAUCGAAUGGUUCUGUAUCACAACUGGAGGCAUGCUUUCAAUGUGUGCCAGUUAAUGUUUGCAAUGUUAACUACAGCAGGAUUUCAGGAGAUUCUGACUGAAAUUGAAAUUUUAGCGUUGAUUGUGGGAUGUUUAUGUCACGACCUUGACCACAGGGGAACCAACAAUGCCUUCCAAGCCAAGAGCGGAUCAGCUUUGGCUCAACUUUAUGGAACUUCUGCUACUUUGGAGCACCAUCAUUUUAAUCAUGCUGUCAUGAUUCUUCAAAGUGAGGGUCACAACAUCUUUGCUAACUUGUCCUCCAAGGAGUACAGUGACCUUAUGCAGCUUCUGAAGCAGUCAAUAUUGGCAACAGAUCUCACUCUGUAUUUUGAGAGGAGGACUGAGUUUUUUGAACUUGUUAGCAAAGGCAAUUACAAUUGGAAUGUCAAAAGCCAUCGAGAAAUAUUUCGAUCAAUGCUAAUGACAGCCUGUGACCUCGGAGCUGUGACCAAACCAUGGGAGAUUUCAAGACAGGCAACUGAAUUGGUAACCAGCGAGUUCUUUGAACAAGGAGACAGAGAGAGAUCUGAACUCAAACUCACUCCUUCAGCUAUUUUUGAUCGGAACAGGAAAGAUGAACUACCCAGGUUGCAGUUGGAAUGGAUUGAUAGCAUCUGCAUGCCUCUAUAUCAGUCUCUAGUGAAGAUGAAUGUGAAACUGAAGCCCAUGUUGGACUCUGUGUCAGUAAACAGGGGUAAAUGGGAGGAGCUGGACCAGAAAACACUUCUCUCCCAGACAGCACCCUCCUCCUCAUCUUCCAGCUUUACUUUGUCUCUUGAAGACAUACAUUAAGCCUGCGAAUGUCAGCUGCUGUUGUGAUAACAGCUGUCUGAAAGGCAGAGUUGUAAGCUUAGUUGCAUCAUUUUAAAAAAAAUGCUUCUACGGACCUGAUUAAUUGAUUGGAUAUAAUUUUGCUGGCCAUGGCUUUAUGUAGGAGUUCAGUUGGUCUGAAAAGAAGGCCUGUAAUAAGAUGAUGCUGAUAUCUGAAGUCACAUGGAAGAUACAGCACAAAGAAGCAGUCAUUCAGCUCUACCACAUUUCAACUGCUGCUGUAAUAAAAACCAAAACACACACACAAACACCAGACUACAGACUGAAAUACAAGAACUUCAGCUUAAUAAAAUAAAUAAAUACAGAGCAGACUUGGAAUGCACAUUUAUCAAUGCAUAUGCAAGGAGCUGCAGGAAAACAGAAUAGUGUGCAUUUCCUUUUUGUUCUGGAUCUUUUCAGUAUUUGUUAUGAACCAGUUAUGCCUGCUUUUGUAAUGUCUCUCUCAUUCUUCCUUCCUCUUUUAUGCUUGAGUGUUCUGAAAAGCCUGCUUUGUAUUCUACAGAAGUAUUUUUUUACAACAAAGCUUCUUAGUGAUUGAUCAGGGCCUUCAGAAUUGCCUGUCUUCGCUACAUUUAAAAACAAACUUUAUUAUCUUUAAAAAUAUCAACCUGUCCCAGCUCCACUAAGAUAUUCAUAUUAACAAUGCAGUGAAUUACUUUACAGGUGGAAAUUUGUAUAAAGGCAAAAAUUAUUGCAUGGUAAUUUGGGUUCAUUUUUUUUUAGAAAAACUAUUUUAAAGCAUUCAUUUUUUAAGCUGCACUGUCCCCCAAGGAAAGGACUAAUGGCCUUUAAUGAAAAUAGGAUAAAAAGGAAGUGUAUUGCCUUGUACUAGAGAAUCUGCAUUGAAGGGUUUACUAUGGAUGUGUUUUUCUGAUAUGAUUUCCAACAGAGAUGAAUAUUUUGACUGUUACCCAUAAGAAAUGGGGGUAGGGGGAAUAGAGUACCAUCACACUGGAUAUUGACUUCCUCCUAUUUCUCUUACCAUCUCUUUUACCCUAUGACAGCUAGCAGAAAGCAAAUCCAAGGUCACAUAUCUGAUAAACAGUUGUACAUAAAACUUUAAUCAAUUGUGAUAGAUCAAGAAUUCAAACAUGUCUAGUUCUCAGUGACCACACUAGCACAAGAAAGUUGGCCUCUUAAAUUAGUGCAGAGAUCCUUGGCAAAACAGCUCUGUAAUCUGAGGCUGCUUGCUCUAUUCCAAGCACCUGAAUACAAGAGGAUGCAUGAUAGAAUGCUUCCCACCUUUACGGCUUCUUAAGCAUCACACUGCCCCAUUCAGGAAAAAAGAAAGUUACUAUGGUCAUCAGUUAUUGGAGCCCAUGACAAUGUCAUUUUGAAACUAGGAAUGGCUACCACUAGGUAAAAACAGCAUAAGAAAUUAAAGCCAGAUUCAGAUUUCUUUUACACUGGUGUCAAACCAGAAUAACUCCUCCAACUUCAGUGGAGAUACUCUGGAUUGUCAUUGGUGUAACCAAAAUCAGAAUUACCCAUAGGGCCAGAUUUUCAAAAGAGCCAAGUACCAUACUCUCCCACCUGGGCACCUAAAUCAGGUGGGCACUGAGCACUUUUGAAAAUCUGACCAUUACUAUCUAAUUGACGAUUUUUAAAAAGAUGUCCAUUUACUAAAAUACUUUGUACUACUUAUAAUUUUUGUAGACAUUAGAAUGCCUGAAGAUUCCAGAACCACUGCAAGAAAAUCUAGUUAUCUAAACCACUGAACCAUAUCAUGUUUGCUACCAAAGAGAAAUGGGGGGUGGGAGAAAAUCUAUGCUAUACAGAGAUGAAAAUCUGCACUGUAUGAACUUGUUUCUCUUACCUCUCCACCUCCUCGCUCCUUCCCCAGUAAUGAAAGAGCUGGGAUAGUCUGCUGCAAACCUGUAUAAAACUUAUUUAUAUAAUAUGUGCUUUAUGGGAAAAGCAGAUACCAUGACUGAUUUGGUACUGCUGGCAGCUAUACAGUACAUAGCUUUCCUGAAUUUUGAUAUUGCAUAUUGGUAAGUGUACCAUAAUUUAAAGUACAUAUCCUAUAGCUUCCUCCAAGGUUGAGUUUUCCCUCAUUUCCUUUCCUUUCCUUUUUACUGGCUUCAGUGCACUGUUGCCCAUAGCAACACCCACUGGCAGUGAUGGGAAUUCAACACCGCUGCAACCUGACAUACAGUUAAGGCCUUAACAAUGUCAACCAUCAAUCAAAUGGCUAUUUGUAAUUGCCUCCAUCUAUUUCUCCUGUCUUGUGGUAUCUUUUCUAUUGUGGGUCAAAAUUCAGAAACUGCUGACUAAUGCAACGGUUCUAUUCCUCCACAACAAGAAAGCAAAUGAAAAAGUGUAACAAGAUCCUCAUCAAAUUCUGCUUUCAAACACAUUGAUGCAAUUCUGUUGAAAUCAGUAGGGGUGUACUUACUGGUGGAAGUGAGAAGAGAAUUUGACCACUAGUGUUUUUAAGACUGAAAUACUAAAGUCUUGAGCAAAAAAAAAAAAAAAAAAAAAGGCAACUUAGCACUAAAGUUUUCACA
Caretta caretta (loggerhead turtle) is the source of this 5829-nucleotide messenger RNA. RefSeq names its product phosphodiesterase 11A (gene PDE11A). Gene Ontology annotation, molecular function: protein binding; 3',5'-cyclic-nucleotide phosphodiesterase activity. The record is from RefSeq and is a predicted model, not a curated record. Lineage: Eukaryota; Metazoa; Chordata; Testudines; Cheloniidae. Gene Ontology annotation, biological process: signal transduction.